AUGCAAUGGCAACUCCCUCUCCAGCAAAGAGCAUGGGUGACCCCGGCAUCACCCCACUGUCACCCUCACACAUUCAGGUAAGAAACACACCAUGGAAUAUUCUGCAUGGCGAUAGAUCCACAAGAGCUGUAUGAAGUCUGUACAAACAACUCCAUUACUUUGGAAUGAGAGAUUGGUAUGAGAGAUUCACCACACAGUUUUCUUAAGUCGUCAACUAGCCACCAGCUUUUCCAUCCAGAAUAAAUCACACAUCUCCUUAAACGUUCUUCGUUUGUUGACUACACUUUUCUGUCCUCUCCACCUCAGCAAAAUGACACGGACUCGAAUGCCCACACGGGACCUUCGUUCAUCGUGGUGGUUGCUGUCGACUUUGGCACCACUUCUAGCGGCUAUGCUUAUGCCUUCACUAAGGAGCCAGAAUGCAUUCACACCAUGAGGUGAGCCAAGCCAACACUGCAAGGCAGUCGCUGGGAGCAGGAGGAGAGAUAGAGAGAGACAGAUAUAGAUUGAAGGAGUCAUAGGGAGGUGCACUCAGGUCAGGUUGUUCUGUUCUGUAGCAGAGUCUUAUUGAAUAUUAUCUGGCAGGUGAUGCAGGAGAGAUGGAGAACCAAGAAUGCAUAGUGCUACUUUCUGUUCUUAGCUCUUAUUUAGGCAUAAUCAUACCAGAAGGGUUGCUGAUAGCCAGGUUAAAGGUGUUUAUCAAAGUAUUGCUCCUCAAAUGUAUUGUCAUCAUAUGGAGAUAUAAAGGGCCAUGGAGGCUUCUAACUGGAUUCCGAUGACUGUCCUUAAAGGUCAGAAGAAACUGUGUUUGCUCCCUCUCUCACCAGAUAAUAUGCCUCAUUGGCAGUCAUCAUGUCAUGGCCCCAGUCAGUGUAAUGCUCCUGUUAGCACUGGUAGGAGGAGCUGGUUCAUUUUGCUGAGGAACCAGCUAGACUGCAGUCCUGAGACCUGUAGGAUCCGCUGACCCAUAAAACACACAGGUCAACUCUUUUCCCUGUGUGUGUCAGGCACAAGGGCCAACCUCCAUACCUUGCAGUCCCUCACAAAACAGAAUGGUUUCAUGCACUAGUUUUAAGGGGGCCAUGUUUGAACUUUGAAUUCAUGGCAUAUCUUAGAGUAGCUGUGGCCAAUCUGAUCCAUAGAGGGCCAGUGUGUUGCAGGUUUUAGUUGAUUUGAAUUAUUUUUCAAUUCAUAGCUAAACUUCUUGAUAUUUAACUGGCAAUCACCAAUAGUUCUAAGGAGUUUUACAUAGAGAAACCAUGUCUGGAAACUCUAUAUACAACUUGUUACAGUUGUAUGCAUGACUUUCCACCAAAAUCUGCACUUUCGCUCUUGCAAAAUAUCAACAGAAAAUGGGUAACAAAAAAUCUGUCAAAGGUGAAACUCUUAAAUUCUGUAAUAGUUUAAACAAGGGUUGUGGGUUAGACUACGAGGUUGAACAGUUACACUGAGAUGUAGCAAUUCUGUGCUGAAUAAUACACACAUCUUUCUAUGUCUUGGACAUUUCUCUGAGAAAUAAGUUGUUUUGCAGGAGUACUAGAUAAAAUGGAGUGUCAUUAAUGUCACAUCCUUAGGGUGAUGCAACACAGAGAGACACAUAGAGAGACCCAGACUGGGAGAAUGGUCAAUUGGGGAAUCCUCUCCUGUCAUGGGUCAUUAACUCCAGACAUCAGACAACAGUUGAGCAAGAUAUUUUUACUGGUGCUACCAGACCUUGCAGCGAAAACAGCCAGAGCCCCAAGAUUAUUUAGUUUGGAUUGAACCAUCUGCUCUCCAAAUCCUUACAUAAACAAUAAUAAGCCCUCCGAAUGGAUCUGUAAAGUUUGCCCAUACCUCGAGGGAACUCUUUUGGGGUGCUUUAAUGUUUUAGUUCUCUUAUGAUAGAGAUUUCAGUGUAUAACUCUUUGAAUAGAGGAGGAAUGCAUUGGUGUAUUGAUAGUGAGCAUUAGCCAGUUGCAUCUCUAUGACAUUUACAUUAGCAUUCCUUCCCUGUCCUCACUGUUGCUGACCCUCACAAUGGAGCAGGAUUCCAAUUACGAAUAGAAAACCAACCUGAGAUGAAAACAGCUAUUCGGACAUGGCUGCCAGUUCCUCAAGAACUUCCCAACACUCUUACUCUCUCAACUGACAAUAUGUUUUAUUGUGUGUAGAUUUUUUAGAUAUAAUUGCUGCUCAUGCUACGUUUGACAGUAAGCCACCCUUUAGUAAUAUGUAGGCUACAGUACGUGCACUAAGGCUUUUAGAUGGUGAUUGUCAGAGGUCUGAAUAUAAGCUUGUCUGGCCUCCCACUGCACGAAAUGCCUGUCUUACAGACUGUAUGCACAGUGAAAAUAAAUGCAUAAUUUACAUACUUUCACUCCUUACAGCAAUUUUCAGUGAGGCAUAUUCCAGUCCAGACCAUCUAAGGUCAUAUUAUACAGUAGGCUAGCUCUUUUUCACCUGUCAUGUUCUUACAUGUAGACCAGUUUAGCUAUACUGUGAAGUUAUUUGCAUUCAGCAACAGUUUGAAUCACAACAAAAAAAAAUAUUUCUGUUACAACGACUAACUCGCAGACACUGUCACGUUGAGGCUAUGUUGUUGUGACGGAAUUCGUUUUGAAUAAAUAGGCUACAGGUUUGGAUUUUUAGAUUGUAUCAAAUUACCAUGUCAAUUAGGGUAUACGUUUUAACCAAACAUAGAUCAUUCAAAAAUAUUAGGGCUUUAUCGAGCGUGAUCAUGCUGUGAUGUGAUUUGGAGAAGAAUUAUCUGUCUAUUACAUGUGGACAUACCAUCGGUCUAUAGGGCUGUGGUGAUGAUGAAUAUUGUCAUGACGAUUAUAAAGUGCUGUUGAAUGAUAAACACAGAUUGUACGCAAAAGAGCCUAAGAUAAUCUCCAUCAUAUUUGUAAUGUUAAAGUUUGUGAGAAAAAAUGUUGUACUCAGCAGUGGUGGAAGAAGUACUCAAUUGUCAUACUUGUGUAAAAGUAAAGAUACCUUAAUAGAAAAUGACUCAAGUAAAAGUGAAUGUCACCCAGUAAAAUACUACUUGAGUAAAAGUCUAAGUAUCAAAAGUAAAUGGAAUUGCUAAAAUGUACAUAAGUAUCAAAAGUAAAGUACAAAUAAUUUCAAAUUCCUUAUAUUAAGCAAACCAGACGGCACGAUUUAAAUGUUUAAUUUACGGAUAGCCAGGGGAACACUCCAACACUCAGACAUAUUUUACAAGCAAAGCAUUUGUGUUUAGUGAGUCCGCCAGAUCAGAGGCAGUAGAGAUGACCAGGGAUGUUCUCUUGAUAAGUGUGCGAAUUGGACCAUUUUCCUGUCAAAAUGUAACGAGUACUUUUGGGUGUCAGGGAAAAUGUAUGCAGUAAAAAGUACAUUAUUUUCUUUAGGAAUGUAGUGAAGUAAAAGUAAAAGUUGGUAAAAAUAUAAAUAGUAAAGUAAGGUACAGAUACAAAAAAAAACUACUUAAGUAGUACUUUAAAGUAUUUUUACUUAAGUACUUUACACCACUGGUACUCAGGGCACCAUUGGGAAUGAGUCCCUGGUCUCAAUUGGGCUACCCUGAAUAAAUAAAAGUUGAGGAAAAAUAUAAGAAUCGUAAUUUAGAUUAGCAGUGAGCAUCCAGUCAUUUCCCCCAAAUCUUCCAAAUGAGUCCCUCACAGCAGGCUUCUCCCCCAGUGAGACUGACCCAUAAUACUAAAUUAUAAUUGUAAUUAUUUUGCACUAUGGCCUAUUUAUUGCCUUACCUCCAUAACUUACUACAUUUGCACACACUGUAUAUAGAUUUUCUAUUGUGUUAUUGACUGUGCGUUUUGUUUAUUCCAUAUGUAACUCUGUGUUGUUGUUGUUUUUUACGCACUGCUUUGCUUUAUCUUGGCCAGGUCGCAGUUGUAAAUGAGAACUUGUUCUCAACUGGUUUACCUGGUUAAAUAAAGGUUAAAUAAAAAAUAAAUAAAAAUAAUCUCAUCAGGGCACUUAGCAAACAUACGCUCAUCUCCAAGGGAACCAAACUAAUUAUAGUUAUCCUUCAUUUGCCCAGAACUAGUGUAGCACAAUUAGUGUGUAGGUCAUGUUGUGUCUCUUUGUUAACAACAGCUGGUGCGCGAGCUCUAAUAUUAAGGAAAUCUCGAGGUUCUGCUCGCUUGAGUUAGAAUACCUCAUGAUAAGCAGUAGACCAUACUACUUAACAAGAGAGUUUUCAUCUAUAUUUUUUGUACCUGUCUAUUUACCACCACAAACCGAUGCGGGCACUAAAACCGCACUGAACGAGCUGUAUAGGGCCUCAAGCAAACAAGAAAAUGCUCAUCCAGAGGCGAUGCUCCUAGUGGCCUGUGAUUUUAAUGCAGGGAAACUGAAAUCAAUUUUAACUCAUUUCUACCAGCAUGUGCAACUAGAGACGAAAAAACUCUAGAUCACCUUCACUCCACACACAGAAAUGCAUACAAAGCUCUCCCUCGCCCUCCAUUUGGCAAAUCUGACCAUAACUCUAUCCUCCUGAUUACUGCUUACAAGCAAAAACUCAAACAUGAAGUGCCAGUGACGCGCCCAAUACGGAAGUGGUCAGAUGAAGUGGAUGCUAAGCUACAGGACUGUUUCACUAGCACAGACUGGAAAAUGUUCUGGGAUUCAUCCGAUGGCAUUGAGAAGUUUACCACAUCAGUCACCGGCUUCAUUAAUUUUUACAUUUACAUUUUAGUCAUUUAGCGGACGCUCUUAUCCAGAGCGACUUACAGUUAGUGAGUGCAUACAUUUUUCAUACUGGCCCCCCGUGGGAAUCGAACCCACAACCCUGGCAUUGCAAGCACCAUGCUCUACCAACAGAGCUACAUACAGUGAGGGAAAAAAGUAUUAGAUCCCCUGCUGAUCCUGCACGCCUGCCCACCGACAAAGAAAUGAUCAGUCCACAACUUCAAUAAGUGCAUUGACGACGUCAUCCCCACAGUGACCGUAUGUACAUAUCCCAACCAGAAGCCAUGGAUUACAGGCAACAUCCGCACUGAACUAAAGGCUAGAGCUGCCGCUUUCAAGGAGCGGGACACUAAUCUGGAAGCUUAUAUGAAAUCCCGCUACGACCUCUGACGAACCAUCAAAUAGGCAAAGCGUCAAUAGAGGACUAAGAUUGAAUCCUACUAAAUCGGCUCUGACGCUUGUUGGAUGUGGCAGGGCUUGGAAACUAUCAUGGAUUACAAAGGGAAACCCAGCCGCAAGCUGCCCAGUGACGUGAACCUACCAGACGAGCUAAAUGCCUUCUAUGCUCGCUUCAAGGUAAGCAACACUGAACCAUGCAUGAGAGCACCAGCUGUUCCAGACGACUGUGUGAUCACGCUCUCUGUAGCCGAUGUGGGUAAGACCUUUAAACAGGUUAACAUUCACAAAGCCGCAGGACCAGACGGAUUACCAGGACGCGUACUCAGAGCAUGCACUGGCCAGCAGGCAAGUGUCUUCACUGACAUUUUCAACCUCUCCCUGACCCAUUCUGUAAUACCUACAUGUUUCAAGCAGACCAUCAAAGUCCCUGGGGCUGAGCCUUCUGUCAUCCAGGACCUCUAUACCAGUCGGUGUCAGAGGAAGGCACUAAAAAUUGUCUGACUCCAGCCACCCAAGACAUAGACUGUUCUCUCUGCUACCGCACGGCAAGCAGUACCGGUGCGCCAAGUAUGGAACCAACAGGACCCUGAACAGCUUCUACCCCCAAGCCAUAAGACUUCUAAAUAGUUAGUUAAAUAGUUAACCAAAUAGCUACCCGGACUAUCUGCAACUUUUUUGGAUUCAUCACAUACACUGCUGCUACUGUUUAUUAUCUAUCCUGUUACCUAGUCACUUUAUUUCUAGUUAUAUGUACAUAUCUACCUCAAUUACCUCGUACCCAUGCACAUCGACUCGGCACUGGUACUCUGUGUAUAUAGUGAAGUUAUCAUUUCUCAUUGUGUAUUUAUUAUUACUUUUAUUAUUAUGUGUUAUUGCUUUUCUAUUAUUUCUCUAUUUUCUUUCUUUCUCGCAUUGUUGGGAAGGGCCCGUAAGUAAGCAUUUCACUGUUAGUCUACACCUGUUGUUUACGAAACAUGUGACAAAUAAAAUUGUAUUUGAUUUGACUUGAGGUUCAGAAAGCCAUUAAUGACUGACAACGAGGGACAGAUGAGGACACACUAUUUCAGUUUGUGUGAUUGACCUUCGACGUGUCUGUUGUCUGUAUAAAUUUUUGUUCAGGUUGUAAUAUUGACAGUAUACAUGAAUGCUUUUAAAUGCAUUCCGCCUUAUUCAGACAUAUUGAGCCAUUUGACACAAAUAGAGGAAAUGCACUGCAGGGAACUGUCUGGUGGUUUCAACAGAUGAAAGAUAGAUGAAACUAAGAUGAAAAGGAAACAGAUGAAAGAUAGAGGCCCACCCACAACCAAAUUGGAGAAUGUCCCCCUAAUAAAGCACAAGAUGCCGAAAUGUACUCUUUGUUGUAAAAAAUUCAUCAAAUAGCUGCCAUAAUUCAGUUGCUCAUUGGUUUUAAUUUUUUUGGUCUUUCCCAGACGCUGGGAGGGCGGUGACCCCGGAGUAUCCAAUCAGAAGACGCCUACCACCAUCCUCCUGACCCCGGACAGGAAGUUCCAUAGUUUUGGCUAUGCAGCACGUGACUUCUACCAUGACCUGGACCCUACCGAGUCCAAGCACUGGCUCUACCUGGAGAAGUUCAAAAUGAAACUCCACACCACUGCAGUAAAGACAUACACGCAUGCACGCACACUUCCCUUAUUACUCUGUGUCUGCCCUUGUGCAGGACUGGCAGUUUGGCUGCCCUGAGCUCACUUUGCAGCAAGCUCUUGAAGUUCUGUGUUCUGUGCCAAGUAGGAGGUAAAAGAGCCAGUAACUGUUGGCUCAGGCUAGUGAUAUUGCACAAAUCUCACCAUAGAUGUAUAAAUGGACAUGAUUUGGAUAAGGCUGUUCGAGUAUGUUGGCUCAUUCUGCCUUAGUGUUUAUCAGUAGAUGUUUGUAUGGUGUUUCAAUUAAAAUAUUACGAUAACAUGGAACUUUUGUUUUCUUUGUCAUUGCUUCUUUCCCCCAAUCAGAAUCUCUCCAUAGAUACAGAACUCCGUGCAGCCAAUGGGAAGAGAGUAAAAGCUAUUGAUAUUUUUGCAUACGCUCUGGCGUUCUUCAAGGAGCAAGCACUAAAGGUAAAGUAUUAACAGGUUCUACUGCAUGGUAUAUAUUUUAUGCAAAACAAUACACUGAGUGUACAAAACAUUAGGAACACCUUCCUAAUAUUGAGUUGCACCCCCUUUUGCCCUCAGAACAGCCUCAAUUCAUCGGGGCAUGGACUCUACAAGGUGUCGAAAGCAUUCCACGGGGAUGCUGGCCCAUGUUGAUUCCAAUGCUUCCCACAGUUGUGUCAAGUUGGCUGGAUGUCCUUUGGGUGGUGGAUCAUUCUUGAUACACACGGGAAACUGUUGAGCGUGAGAAACCCAGCAGUUUUGCAGUUCUUGACACACUCAAUCCGGUGCACCUGGCACCUAUUACCAUACCCCGUUCAAAGGCUCUUCAAUAUUUUGUCUUGCCCAUUCACUCUCUGAAUGGCACACAUACACAAUCCAUGUCUCAAUUGUCUCAAGGCUUAAAAAUCAUUCUUUAACCGGUCUCCUCCCCUUCAUCUACACUGAUUGAAGUGGAUUUGUAUGAAAAUGUAUGCACUCACUAACUGUAAGUCGCUCUGGAUAAGUGCGUCUGCUAAAUGACUAAAAUGUAAAUGUAAAAAUUAAUGAAGCCGGUGACUGAUGUGGUAAACUUCUCAAUGCCAUCGGAUGAAUCCCAGAACAUUUUCCAGUCUGUGCUAGUGAAACAGGUCAUUCACCUGGUCAGUCUAUGUAAUGUUUUGUACACUCAGUGUAUAUUGAAUACAUGUAUCUGUUAUGAAUUAGAAAUAGCUCUUAAUACUCAGUGAUAGUGCUGAUGUUAUGGUGGGUCAGGGAAAAGAGAUGCCGUGAUUAAUGUGAUCCCGUGCAGGAGUUAAGUGACCAGGCUGGUGCAGAGUUUGACAACACAGACAUCAGAUGGGUCAUCACAGUGCCAGCGAUCUGGAAAAUGCCAGCCAAGCAAUUCAUGAGGGAGGCAGCCUACAAGGUGGGUGGGCCCCUGUCAAUCAACACACGUCCAUGUGCACACGCAUGCAAUCACACAGAGAGGCACAUAAGCUCAUGCAUAUACACACACAGACACACAGUCAAAUAUUCCAUUCAAAGUACUGUCUGUCUGCUGUAGUCGGCUCUCAACAUUUCAAACGACAAUGUUGUUGCAGAUCAAACCCUCUAUCCCCCUCAGUGUAAAUUAUGCUUCCGCAUAGUCUCACCACUAGCUCUUAAGAGGAAAGCCAUCUGUCGUUUGACAAAGGUACUGCAGGUACUUGGGAGAGAAAGUGAUGACGGUGCAUGAUUAGCUUUACCGCUGCUGUGAUGUAUUGCAGAUAGGAGAGAGGUGGGGGGCUGCUCUGGAGCUGCAGUGGCAGACAGUUGCAGAACACCCUCCUCCCUCUCGCUCUCUCCUUUAUGGGGGACAGACAGACUGAUAGAGGAGAGGGAGGGGAGCUGGAGGGAGCCACCGGGGAAAGGGAUUACUUCAUUACAAUGAGUUGUACCAAGAGAGAAGGAUGAGGAUAGGGCAGUGGGACAAGAUAUAGCAGGGAGAGGGUGCAUACUGAGGAUGAGAAUAGAAGAAGAGAAUAAUAAUAAUAUAUAUAUAUAUAUAUAUAUAUAUAUUAAAAAGAGAAUGAAGUGUCUAUUGUGAGAAUUCUACAAUACAGACAUGCCAGCUUACAGCAUCACAGCAUAGUAACACAGGCAGGGUUGUUUCUUUCCCCCAGAGGAGAAGAGUGGUGGGAGGUAGCUGCAGAGCUGUAUGAUGAGCACAUGGUAGUAUGGGUGUGGUACUCUGUGUAGACUAUAGAGGAAUGUCAGGGGAGAGGCCUGGAGGAGUGGGUGUGUGCGGAGGGAGGGGUGGGGGUACAAUCCAUGAGAGAAGGUCAAAUCCCACUGGGCAAAAACUGGUUGAAUCAACGUUUCCACGUCAUUUCAACAGAAAAAUUAUACUUGAAGACGUUAAAUCAAUGUGGAAAACUGAUUGGAUUUGUAAAAAGUCAUCAACGUAAGGGAAUUUUGAAAAAGUACGAAAAUGUAUGCACUCACUGGAUAAGAGUGUCUGCUAAAUUAAUUGUGUAUUUUUCCCCACCCAACUUUUAACCUAAAUCCAAUGACAUGGUGACAUGUUUUGUUGAUUUCACAUUGAAUUAAUGUUAGUUGACUCAAAUGUACAAAUGUAAAUCCAAACGAGAUGUUGAAAUGCCGUCUGAGCCCAGUGGGAUGGGUGUGUCAGUCUGUCUGAGGCUGCAGCCGGCAGAGAGAGACACCACCCUCCCCUCUGCAGUGAACAAAGAGGAUGGGCUGGGGAGAGAGAGGGAGAAGGGGGGAGAGAGAAAUAGAGGGAGACGGGGAAGGGGAAGGAGAGAUGUGAGAGGCGGCGAGACGGAGAGGAGAGAGGCUUUUUAGAUGGCUUGAUCACUUGAUAUCUGCAGAGGGGAUUGAGGCACAGUAAGAGGGGGAGGAUGUUCGGGGGGGGGGGGGGGGCAGUGGCGGUGGGUAAGGCUGCGUAUCUGCAGUGACUCAGCAUCCUCUGGCUUGAUCAUUUAUUAUUGGUACUGGGUGAAGCAGGCACACCCCUCCCUUACCCACUCCCUCUCCUCCACUCCUUCACCACGACAUGCAGAUCUCACAGAGCGGAGAGAUGUGAUGCAAUGCUCAGAUUUUAUACGUAGUCUGUUUUAUGUGUGUAUUGUGGACAGAAACACAAACCAGCCAGCACAGCAUGUGUUGAUCGAUAUGUCUCCAUUGUUCUGUUGAUCGAUAGGACUCCUUUGUCUCCAUUGUUCGAAUGCUGUAAAAGCAGUGGUUGCUUGAGAAAAUGUAAUAGCUUUAGGCAAUUCCUUUUAUGUUAGGAUUGCAUGAUUUAUCCCUUGAAUAUUUUCAUGUUCAAAUCUGUGGCUUUCCCAGAUCCCCAUACUUUCCCCCAAGCUAUUUAUCAUUUAGUAGUGAACUAGAUUGUUUUAUAUUAAUUAUGGUUGUGUUAAAUGUUUCCAGCUGUAGAUGGUAUUUACACAGUAUUGUAUUACUGUAUAAGUGUAUGUAGACAGUAUGUUUGCUUUUAGAAAAUUAAUUAUUUGAGUAGUGAUGGCCAUAUUGUCUUACUUCCUAUUUUGAGGUAUCGUGAAUCCUUAGCAUACCCUGAAUACUUAGCAAUGAGGGAUGUCCACAGUAACUUACUAGGACAGUUAUUCACAAUGCAAGUUUUAUUGGGGCCCUGUUAAGGAAAAAGCAGAUGUCCUUUAUUUCCUGUCUGUGCUCUGCCUUCCUCUAGGCUGGUCUGGUUCCCCUUGACAACCCAGAGCAGCUGAUCAUCGCCCUUGAGCCUGAGGCAGCCUCCAUCUACUGCCGUAAGCUCCGCCUCCACCAGAUGAUUGACAUUGGCACCAAGACCACCCAGAACGGUUUCAGCCCCGCUGAGAAUGUGGGGGCAGGGAUGACCCAGGGUAAAUCUGACCCCUGCCACCCCACAGGCCAAUCACAAUAUGAGCAUCACAUUCCACAUCACAAUAAUGUACCAUAAUAACAUUUUGCAUUCCCAUGUGACGAUUUCAUACAGUAUGUGCCUCUCAAAUUAAUAUUGGACUAUAGAUUGGUUAUUGGUUGACAAGCAUGCUUAUCAUUCCAAAAGUGUAAAAUCUGUGUUUUUGUCUGUUGAGUUUAGUCUGGAUAACUUUAUUCAGCAUGGAGGGGUAGUAGUUGGCCGGGGAGAACCAUCUUCCAACUGAAGUCUGGUCACAGGUUAUUGCAGUGAUAUUGUAGGUUUUUUAUUGUGGUAUUGUAAGUUUAUGUAAAAUGCUGCUAAUAGUCAAACAACCAGUGCCUUCAAUUCAUCUUAAACAUACAUUUCCUCUCAACGGAUAACAUGUAUGGGACAAUAUCCUCAGCUCUAACAUCACUUUUAUUUUCAUAUUCAGACACUAACAAUGCAUGACAAAUUUCAAAUAAUGUCUAUUUGCUUUUGCUUCUUUUAACUAAAAUGCCCUUGAAUACUAUGGGAAAAUUGGCCUAUGUAAUGUAUAUUUCAAUUACUUGUUGUAUUCAGGAUGUAACAUGGCAAAUAUACUGAUAUCUGAUUGUACAGAAGGUCAUUCAAACAGUAAAUAAUGGCACCUUAUAACUGGUCCAUAUUAUCCAAUGAAAUCCAAUCUAAUAUUUGACAGCAUGUGAAUCAGCAAUAGCAAAUGACUGUAAACUCCCUCAAGCCUUUCCUCUGUCUCACUCAUCACUCUUUUGUUUCAGGAAAUAGUUUUUGUUGUCCGUAGAUGAUCUAAACCAGAGAUUUAGAAGCUUAGUGCCUUCAGUCCUAUCUCUCUAUGCUAUUGACUGGGGAUAUGACUGAAUGCCACUCACAGUAGCAUUCACUUGCAUGCAUGGAAAUGAUUAAUCUCCCCUUUCUUUUAGUUCAUCAGCUCAUUUACCUUAUGCAUAUUGAAGAGGUCAAACUUCCAUAAAUGUUUUGUCCCUCAAAGAUGGAAAUAGGAUACUUUACUCUACCUCAAGGCAAAGUUUCCUCCAUAAUGUUCUCCAUCCCUGAGUUCUAUCAAAGAAAGGCAGAUUGUAAUAAUGUGACAUUUAUUUCAAUUUUCUCUCUUAGAGGUUGUAUCAGCAUUUAUGGAGAUUGUUGAUCUUUGACAGUGUAUUACACCUAUGUUGGUUCAAUUGACGCAUUGUGUCAUCAGCAUCAAUCAAAGAUGUCAUAGACCUAUUGAUGUAAUAGGUGCUGGGAGCCCAUGGAACAUGGAUUGAAUCCAGAGGAAUCAUGCCCAUAGGGGGCACAGGGGCACGUGCCCCUUCAGAUUUGUCGUGUUGAAAAAUGAAAAAUAAUUGUACAUUUUUUUUUCUUCUCCUUUUUUUCUUCUCUGUAAUACUACUAGCCACCUAGAAAUGUUAUGAAGUUGGCUUUAGCUAGCCCGGAUGAAUUCCCAAUCUCUUAACCUCAUAACUACUACAUUUCAGGCUAUCAAUCAAGUCUUAGCUGGCAAGGUUGGUAGACUUUAGAAAAGCAAGCAAUUACGAAAUGUACUGAAUAAGACUCACAUUCCUUUCAAUCAUUUACCCAGAUUUUAGCAGAGAUGCAGAGAAGCAUAUUUCCUUUAAAAAAAUUACCACCAGUCAGGAGGAUACAGACAGCUCAAGGGGUAUGCUUAGAUAUGCAGAAAAAUAAACAUAUUUCUGUUAUAGAAUUAAGCAUAAUGAUUAUGGAUCUAGAUUGCAGUAAAAAGCAGUUUCAAGUGUUUGAAAAAUGCAAAAUUCUCCAACUUUAGUACGGUGGGGCCUCCCUCUGGACCACCCCCAGCCAUCCUCAUGUACUUUGUGCCCCCUCAGAUUUUUGGGGUUCAUGACGCCCCUGAUUGAAUCCAUUCUUCCUGGUGUCUGUGACCUUGGUGAGAGGCUGACAUUUAUCCAAGGUGUCAAUUCAAAACUAUAGGCUCCAGUCCUUGAAUGCCAAGUAUUUUAUGUCAAACAUAUAAUUUAUACCAUCUGUCAAACAUAUAAUUUAUACCAUCUGUCAAACAUAUCAUUUCCUGAAUGGGAUUCACUUGUUAUAGUAGUACUGUAGCUUUAGUUUGAAUUCAAUAUGAUUCGCCCACACAUUCAGUAGAGGGAACCCUGUAGGACAACAGUGCACAUGGUAUACUGUCUUUAAUAAGAACUGAGAUGAGAGAUGAUAUACUGUACUGUAUAGACUAUUAUUGUUGAUUCUGAAUACUCACUGCAACAAUAUGAAAACAGUAUUCAAUCUGUAAUUGGACACUUGUUGCCUUACCGAUCUUGGAUGAUGGUCAUUGCAUUGAUGGAAUGUUCAUUGCCUCCGUCAUGGUUUACAAUGCUCUAACCGCAUGCUGUAACAAGGCUGAAGGCUAUUGGUGUCUCUUUGGAGCAGAUGUGUUCCUAUGUUUUUCCUUUAUAGACUCUCUAAUGGCCUGUUUUAGGCUGUGUCUGGUCAGCUUAGGUCUAUGAUUAUGGCCACAUACUUUAAGACUAGCAGAGUUUGUAUUUUUCCUAUAUCUCUACAUUCCUGUAAAAUGCUUAGUUUAUUGUCCAAAAUGGUGCUCAAAGUGUCCCAAGGCUAUAUACAGGAUUUCAGAACUAGCGAGGACAAUGUAGCACCAUCCAACGGAUAUAUCUUCUACUAAUAAUACUUAUGGAAUAUUUAGUUGGUUUGAAAUAAACCCUGUGAUGAAUAGUCAGAUUGUGUGUAGGCUUACCGCCUUGCCUCCAGUAGCAAUGCAGAGGUCAGAGAGAGGUUUGAAAAAAAGAACAGGGCACAAGUCAAUAUCCCCAAGUCUAAUGCUGGGGUUUCCAACAGGAUGUUACAACUCUUUUCCAAUUUAGGUAUUUUUGUGUUGGAAGAGAAGUGUACUCUCUGUCCAGCUGCUGCUGUUUCCUCCUUACAUUAACUUUCCCAUAAUGGUCGCUCCUCUACUCGAGUAGCUUCCACCAUCGCUAACUCACAACAUUCUCACAGCGUUCCUGGAAGGUUAUUCCUUCAUUUUGUUGUCUGUGUUUUGACAUGUUGAUGGAAGAGGUAAUGGUGAGAUAGAUAGACCCCACUCUCACGCCUUCCUGAGAACUAAUAGGAGUAGGAAAUUCCUCCUUCCCCUGUUGGAGGAAAUGUCCUUCUGACAUCUUGAUCGCUGUGAUCAUGCUACUACUACUGUCUCUUCCUGUUUUCAACCAGUGAUUUCAAGGUCCAUAUGUGAUUAAUCCCAUCAUUAGCCCAUAAGUACUGAUCAUAAGAGCAUUCUCCAGUUUUGAACAUUGAGUGUAGAAUGUCCUUUACUUGGCCAGUGUUCUCUCAUCCCUUUGCAGCUAACAUGUUUUUUUCCCUAUGUAGGAAGAACAUUUCAUCAGCGAAUAUAAUGAUAAAGCACAGUUUCAAUAUGAAUACAUAAACUAAAACACUAGAAACUGUCAACACAGUUUCUCUGAGAUGGGUACCUGUGAUUAAGCCAUAUAGACAGUUCUAGAGUUCUAUCGCUGACUUCACUCCUAGACAUCAUAUAGCCCUACCAUCCUGUCGCUUGACUUACAUUGUAUGACCCACACAGCUUCACCAAAGCGCUUUCAUCCUUCUCACACUCGGCCAUUCUCUUUCUGUCAAUAACCAGCCAAGGAGCAUGUCCGAAGCAAACGGCAGAGCCGCACCUUUUUGGUGGAAAAUGUCAUAGGGGAGCUUUGGUCGGAGCUGGAAGAAGGUAGAGUCUUUUUCUCUCUUUUACACUUCUGUUUCUCUCUCCCUCCUUCCUCUCUCUACAUUAUUUGCUCUUGCUGUUUCUUAUACUGCUGAUCAUGCAUCGUGCUGGUUAUUCACAACCCUAAAAAACAACAACAUGCUUAUUGAGUGGGAGGAUCUACUCUACUUAAUAUCUUGUUUUUGCUAAUAACCUCAUGCUUUUACAGUCUAAUCGAUUACAUUUCUCUACUAAUCAAAUGCUUCCUGUAGGUUUGGCUGGAUGUUGACAUGUCAGUGAUCAUAUGGUUGUUUACAUCAGUGGUUCCCAACCAGGGGUACUAUGACCCCUGUGGGUACUUGGCCUAUCCACAGGGGUUACUUGAGAAGACUUAUGAGACCAUAGGCUUACUGGUAAAAUGCACAUGAGGGGGUACUUCAGGGGUACUCCAGGCAGAGCAAAAUUCAGUUGGUGGUACAGUAAGCGAUAAAAGUUGGGAACCACUGGUUUACAUGAUCACAUGGUGAUUACUGACCACUGUGACAGUGUGGGCAUGGUGAUAGUAUAGGUUAUCUACUGUAUGAAAGGACUGAAAUCCAGUAUAGCAAUUGGUUUCUCCUCUAUCUCCCUCCUCCAUGCCCCUGUUGUCCCAGUGUUAUAGUAGCUACACUGUACCAGGUCGCCAGUACCCACUUGGGAUUUUAGGGCGUGACGGUAUCAUGACUACUCGUGUUCAACAUCCUCUGAGUGUGUCCCAAAAACAGAAGCUGCUUUUAGAGGAAAAUGUCAGAAGUCAUGCUUCAGAGGCGCUAUUGGCUACCGCUAUAGUCUUCUGCCCCUUGUCCUCCAAUGACGUUUCUCUCCAUGUUGCCAGGUGACCGCUAUGUGGUGGUUGACUGUGGUGGCGGAACGGUUGACCUCACGGUCCAUCAGAUACAGCUCCCUGAGGGACAUCUCAAGGAGCUCUAUAAGGCCUCAGGUACAGAGACUUCUCAAUGCUCAUAUAGCAGCUCUCGCUGUAUGCAUGUUACACUGAGAUGGAUCUAAGCAGUGUCCUCAAUACAACAACAAUCACAUUAUUCUGGCUGUUAUAUUACAUUGUGGGGUUGAUGCUUGGACUCCUAGACUAAAAAACACUUUCAUAGCAGAAGUCUAGCAGUAGGCUUAAUCAGGGUCCAUGCAACCACCUCUAUGAGUUCUAUGGACUCUUGAGUCAUUUGAGCUGUUAUUGACCGACACUAAUUUUCUCCUCCUCAGGCGGUCCUUAUGGCUCCAUUGGUAUUGACUAUGAGUUUGAGAAGCUCCUGUGUAAGAUCUUCGGGCCCGACUUCAUCGACCAGUUUAAGAUUAAGCGGCCGGCUGCCUGGGUGGAUCUGAUGAUCGCGUUUGAGUCCAGGAAACGGGCAGCGGCCCCGGACAGGACCAACCCCCUGAACAUCAACCUGCCCUUCUCCUUCAUUGACUACUACAAGAAGUUUAGAGGUCACAGUGUGGAACACGCCCUGCGCAAGAGCAAGUGAGUGUGUGUAUGAUUGGGGAGGUUAGAGGAUUGGUACAGGAUACAGCAUACACUGAAAUUCUAGAGCUCAAUCAACUCCCUAUUGAGUGAUUACACAAUUACCCAAACAUGUGUCUGAAUAAGUAUGUCCUAGCUGUCAGAUGUAAUAUACACUGAGUGUACAAAAAAUAGGAACACCUGCUCUUUCCAUGACAUAGACUGACCAGGUGAAUCCAGGUAAAAGCUACAAUCCCUUAUUGAUGUCACCUGCUAAAUCCACUUCAAUCAGUGUAGAUGAAGGGGAGGAGACAGGUAAAAUGAUUUUUAAGCCUUGAGACAAUUGAGACAUGGAUUGUGUAUGUGUGCCAUUCAGAGGGUGAAUGGGCAAGACAAAAUAUUUAAGUGCCUUUGAACAGGGUAUGGUAGUAGGUGCCAGGCGCACCGGUAUGAGCGUGUCAAGAUCUGCAACACUGCUAGGUUUUUCAGGCUCAACAGUUUCCUGUGUGCAUCGUUUUGGAAACUAGGCGUAUAUAGCGCGUCACUACUUCACAGGAGCGCCAUUUGAACAUAAACUUUAUUUUAUUUUUACAUGUUCAAAUAUUACACGUUUCUAAUUUUGUCAGAAAGUCAUUUUCAUUUCAAGUUAAAGUGUACUGUUAGCUGGCUGGCUAGCUAGCUAACGUUAUGUGUAUGAUCUGUGUAGUAAUAUUAUUAGUAUCUCAGAGCCAUUUGCAUUGGUAGUUAUAGCCUAAUGUUAGCUAGCUAACAUUGCACCUGGUUGGUUAGCUACCUGCAGAUUCAUGUAGGGUAGUAACGUUAUGAGUCGGGAUUUUGGUUCAUUGUUUAGCUAGCUACAUGUCUAAAAAAAAGACUCCACAAUGCAAGUAACUAUUUCAAUAGAAUGUUUAUGAUGUCACUGCGACAACUGUCAAUAGACGUAGCUGGUAAAUUCUCUCUGGCUAUCUACGCCGAUUUCAGAGCACUCUCUAUGAGUGUGCCAAAGGGCAGAAUAACUGACAUAUUUACGAACGCUCAACACACGUACAAACAUGGCCGGUGUCAGUAAACGUUAGCAAAAAAGCGUUUUGACAUUUUUUCCAGCAGCACAGUUGCAGUCACCAACGCUCUGGAUAACAUAAAAACAGCCUAAUCAGCUCUGCUAGGGCGAGUAAAAUGGUCAGAGUGAGCUGUUCUCUCAUUUGUGUCUGGAAGUAACUAGCAAGCUAGCCAACUAUAGCCAGUUAGCUUGGGUGCUUGACUGCUGUUGUUAGUCAGAACGCUCGGAUCAACCCUACUCCUCAGAGAAAGAGUACAGAUUACAUUUACACCCGUAAUAUAAACCAGCCUUUAGACUUGAAAUCUUUUUUUGUUUAGUACAUAGCCUCACAUGUGAACCUUAAAGAGAUGGAUGGGGGUAAAUCUUAAGAGGGUGUGAACGAUGCUGAAUGGCUGUCGACAAAAGAGCUCUCCAGUAGGUACCAAAACAUUCAAGGGCGAACUAUUAGGAAGUUAUGUUUUGUACACUCAGUGUAUGUUUACUUGGUGUAUGUAUCCAUGUGAAUACACACAAGCUUCCUCUGCACAGAUUUCAAUUCCUUUAACCAAACAUUUAAUGACCAACUUGCGACAUAUGACCAUAUAUUAUCCAUUAUAUACCAGGGAAUUUAGAAUUCACCACCUUUCCCCCUCCACCACCUUACAGUCAGCUCAUUAAGAGACAGCAGGCGUCUCAAUACACAUGCAAGACCUUACUGUUAACAGUCAGACUAGAGGGUGGUAUCAAAGUGAGACAGGGUCUUUAUAUAAGCAAGCUUUAUUUUAAUGUUAUUCAGUCAUUUUUUGUGAAUUCAAGUGCACAAUACUGCACCAAACAUUAAUUACAUACUACUGUGUGUAGGCAGAAAGAAAGCAUUUCAGACUUGUCUUGGCUGAAGUAAUUUGAACUGAAUGAACCUGAGUGAGAAUACUUAGUCAGCUAAUUACACCAGUCUAGUGUAUUGUAUACACUAGACUAUUGUCUAACUUUGAUACCACCCUGUGGUCUGGGUGUUAACAGUCAUUUCUUGCAUGCAUACAUAUUUUCAUCCCAUAUUAAACUCAUGGGACCCUUAAAGACAUUCAGAUUCCCAAAAACCUGCGCCUCCAGCAGUCCUGUGGGUCCUCUGACUCAGUCAUAACUGUAAAUAAUUUAGUCUGUCUCACUCUGCUGAAAAAGCCUUUGUGUAAAAUAGUGUGUGGCAAGCACACGCACUCACAAACACCUUGGAGAAUACUCAAACGAUACCAGAUGGAUUCUAUACACUCCUAUAAGAUAUGUUACAAUAAGAGCAGAGUGAGGGGAAGGAGUACAUAUAGGAAAACACUGGUCUCAUGAAAGAAACUCACGUGAGCUACUGCAUGGAGACAGACACCACUUAUCCAUUGUUCUCCUACAGACAUAAAGGCAACCCACCAACUCAAUUCAGUCUAAUGUAGCAACAUUUUAAUAUACAGUGGGGAGAACAAGUAUUUGAUACACUGCCGAUUUUGCAGGUUUUCCUACUUACAAAGCAUGUACAGGUCUGUAAUUUUUUAUCAUAGGUACACUUCAACUGUGAGAGAUGGAAUCUAAAAAAAUCAAGAAAAUCACAUUGUAUGAUUUUUAAGUAAAUCAUUUGCAUUCAUUUUAUUGCAUGACAUAAGUAUUUGAUCACCUACCAACCAGUAAGAAUUCCGGCUCUCACAGACCUGUUAGUUUUUCUUUAAGAAGCCCUCCUGUUCUCCACUCAUUACCUGUAUUAACUGCACCUGUUUGAACUCGUUACCUGUAUAAAAGACACCUGUCUACACACUCAAUCAAACAGACUCCAACCUCUCCACAAUGGCCAAGACCAGAGAGCUGUGUAAGGACAUCAGGGAUAAAAUUGUAGACCUGCACAAGGCUGGGAUGGGCUACAGGACAAUAGGCAAGCAGCUUGGUGAGAAGGCAACAACUGUUGGCGCAAUUAUUAGAAAAUGGAAGAAGUUCAAGAUGACGGUCAAUCACCCUCGGUCUGGGGCUCCAUGCAAGAUCUCACCUCGUGGGGCAUCAAUGAUCAUGAGGAAGGUGAGGGAUCAGCCCAGAACUACACGGCAGGACCUGGUAAAUGACCUGAAGAGAGCUGGGACCACAGUCUCAAAGAAAACCAUUAGUAACACACUACGCCGUCAUGGAUAAAAAUCCUGCAGUGCAUGCAAGGUCUCCCUGCUCAAGCCAGCGCAUGUCCAUGUCACGAUCGUCUAACAUAGAGGACCAAUGCGCAGCGUUGAAGGUGAACAUAGUUUAUUACUAUAAAUGAUCACACGAUCAAAAACACAAACGAAAACGUGACGUCUACGGUUUCACACAAACCGAAAUGAACAAGAAACCACAAACACAACGUGAACGACAGAUAGUUAAAUAUGGCUCCCAAUCAGAGACAACGAGCCAACAGCUGACACUCGUUACCUCUGAUUGGGAGUCACUCAAACAAAGAAAUACAAUAACCUAGAACCCACAACAAAACAUAGAAACUAACACCCUGGCUCAACAUACGAGAGUCCCCCGAGCCAGGGCGUGACAGUACCCCCCCCUAAAGGCGCGGACUCCGAACGCGCCAACGAAACACAACAGGGGAGGGUCUGGGUGGGCACUCCGCCUAGGCGGCGGAUCCGGCUCCAGUGGAACAGGCACGUGCCGUGCCGGACCGACGACGCACACCACUGGCUUGGUGUGGGGAACAGGCACGGGCUGUGCUGCACUGACGACGCACACCACUGGCUUGGUGUGGGGAGCAGGAGCGGGCCGGACAGGGCUGACGAAACGCCCCACAGACUUGGUGCUGGGAGCAGGAAUGGGCCGGACCGGGCUGGCGACGCGCACCACAGACCUGGUGCGGAGAGCAGGAACGGGCAGAGCCGGGCUGACGAGACGCACCACAGGCUUGAUGCGGGGAGCAGGAAUGGGCCGGACUGGGCUGGCGACGCGCACCACAAACCUGGUGCGGGGAGCAGGAACGGGCAGAGCCGGGCUGACGAGACGCACCACAGGCUUGAUGCGGGGAGCAGGAAUGGGCCGGACUGGGCUGGCGACGCGCACCACAGACCUGGUGCGGGGAGCAGGAACGGGCAGAGCCGGGCUGACGAGACGCACCACAGACUUGAUGCGGGGAGCAGGAAUGGGCCGGACUGGGCUGGCGACGCGCACCGCAGGUUCGGUGCGGGGAGCAGGAAUAGACCGGACCGUACUGGGGACACACACCACUGGCUCUACACCGGGAUCUGGAACGGGCCGGACCGGACUGGCAACACACGCCAGUACCUCUCGCCGUGCCUCUACUUCCUCCAUCCCCUCUUCGACCAGUGGCCCCCGUAACCCGGCGGCCUUCUCCGGCAACCCACUGGGCCGCUCUAUCGCGGCCUCCUGCUGGUCCGACGUCGUGAGCCCCCCCCUAACAAUUUUCGGGGCGUCUCUCCUACCCGUGGACCACGUCUCCAUAUCCCUCGCCAGCUUCUCGCCCUUCUGCCAUAAUGUCAAGCCCUUGUCUUCCUCCCUCGGCUUGACCCAGUCCAGGAGGGGAAGGAGAUCUGUGAGGGAUCUCCCUGGCGAUGGCUCCUGAACACGCUGCUUGGUCCCAUCUUGGUGGUUUCUUCUGUCACGAUCGUCUAACAUAGAGGACCAAUGCGCAGCGUUGAAGGUGAACAUAGUUUAUUACUAUAAAUGAUCACACGAUCAAAAACACAAACGAAAACGUGACGUCUACGGUUUCACACAAACCGAAAUGAACAAGAAACCACAAACACAAUGUGAACGACAGAUAGUUAAAUAUGGCUCCCAAUCAGAGACAACGAGCCAACAGCUGACACUCGUUACCUCUGAUUGGGAGUCACUCAAACAAAGAAAUACAAUAACCUAGAACCCACAACAAAACAUAGAAACUAACACCCUGGCUCAACAUACGAGAGUCCCCCGAGCCAGGGCGUGACAGUCCAGGCCCGUCUGAAGUUUGCCAAUGACCAUCUGGAUGAUCCAGAGGAGGAAUGGGAGAAGGUCAUGUGGUCUGAUGAGACAAAAAUAUAGCUUUUUGGUCUAAACUCCACUCGCCGUGUUUGGAGGAAGAAGAAGGAUGAGUACAACCCCAAGAACACCAUCCCAACCGUAAAGCAUGGAGGUGGAAACAUCAUUCUUUGGGGAUGUUUUUCUGAAAAGGGGACAGGACGACUGCACCGUAUUGAGGGGAGGAUGGAUGGGGCCAUGUAUCGCGAGAUCUUGGCCAACAACCUCCUUCCCUCAGUAAGAGCAUUGAAGAUGGGUCGUGGCUGGGUCUUCCAGCAUGACAAUGACCCGAAACACACAGCCAGGGCAACUAAGGAGUGGCUCCGCAAGGAGUGGCUCCGUAAGAAGCAUCUCAAGGUCCUGGAGUGGCCUAGCCUGUCUCCAGACCUGAACCCAAUAGAAAAUCUUUGGAGGGAGCUGAAAGUCUGUAUUGCCCAGAGACAGCCCCGAAACCUGAAGGAUCUGGAGAAGGUCUGUAUGGAGGAGUGGGCCAAAAUCCCUGCUGCAGUGUGUGCAAACCUGGUCAAGACCUACAGGAAACGUAGGAUCUCUGUAAUUGCAAACAAAGGUUUCUGUACCAAAUAUUAAGUUCUGCUUUUCUGAUGUAUCAAAUACAUAUGUAAUGCAAUAAAAUGCAAAUUAAUUACUUAAAAAUCAUACAAUGUGAUUUUCUGGAUUUUUGUUUUAGAUUCCGUCUCUCACAGUUGAAGUGUACCUAUGAUAAAAAUUACAGACCUCUACAUGCUUUGUAAGUAGGAAAACCUGCAAAAUCGGCAGUGUAUCAAAUACUUGUUCUCCCCACUGUAUAUAUAUAUUUUUUACAUUGGAUGAAAGUAUAGACUCAGAGCUACAACAUGGUAUAUCAUACAGUGCAUUUGAGGAACAAUGGGAAAGUAAUUCUGCUUUGUAUGUUGAUAAACUUGUAACCCCACUUUUGAGAAAAUGACCCUUUGUCUACACCCAUUCAUCAUCGUUCACACCCUCUUAAGCCUUAGCCCCACCCAUCUCUUUAAGGAUCACAUGUGAGGCCAUGUGCUAAACAGAGUAAGUAAGGUAGUGUAGUAAACAACCAAAGAUUUCAAGACUAAAAGUGGUGAAAGUAAUAGCAAAAAGUAGUAGUAAAAAUACACUAUCUAGUCCUUGGCCUAUAUCCUAAUCUGACUUUGGUGCAGGUCAUGUUGUUCUUCACAUUACCAUCUCUGGUAAAGACAAGUGUAUUUGUCACAUGCACAGGAUACAGAAGGUGUAGGCAGGUAGCUUAGUGGCGGCAGGUAGCUUAGUGGGUAAGAGCGUUGUGCCAGUAACCGAAAGGUCGCUGGUCCCCGAGCUGACUAGGUGAAAAAUCCCUUCGAUGUGCCCUUAAGCAAGGCACUUAACCCUAAUUGCUCCUGUAAGUCGCUCUGGAUAAGAGCGUCUGCUAAAUAUGUAAAAUGUAAAAUGUGUAAACAGUACAGUGAAAUGGUUACUUGCAUAGUAGCAAUAUCAAAAAUAGACUGUCUAAAUUGAUGCGUCAUGUGAAAGAAAUUAUAUAACCACCUCCCAGCCGCAUCUAGCUAAGUGGAUGGGUCACUAUAGUCUAGACAUGUACACAUGUUCAUUAAAUACAAUAGAUGGCCGUAAUCACCCCUAGAUACACCUGGCUAACUUAAUAGGUAAUGUAAUCAUCUGGCGGAGUGUAGUCUUUUGUUUAGACACGUAGCUAGCUAGCUAGCUAGCUAGCUAAACAAUGAACCAUAAUCCACACCAUACAGUACAAACGGAUUGUGAUAGCUAGCCACCAUGCAUGAAAUGCUGUGGUAUGAAUCUGCAGGUAGCUAAAGCUAACCAACUAGCUAGAUAACAUUAGGCUAUAACUAGCAAUGCAAAUGGCUUUCUGAGAUACAAAUAAUAUUACUACACAGCGAGCCAGCAAGCUAACGUUCGCUAGCUAGCUAACAGUAUGCUUUAACUUCCAAUUAAAAUGACUUUCUGACAAAAUUAGAAACGUAUACUAUCUGACUCUUACCCAUAUACAUGGAUGAACGCUUGUUUGGCCCAUUGUGUCAAGUCACUCCGGUUCACACUGACUGUGUACAGAAAGUAGUCCAUCACAACCUUUUCCCACUGAUCUUUGUCGAUAGUGCCUGCUAAAUUCAGGGCAGCAAUGUUGUUGAGAGCAGUAGCAACACUUUUGCAGUUCUCCAUGGCUAACAUAUUUUUCAAAAAAGCUGCAGUAGCAAGGACACAUACGUUCAAAUGCCUCUCCUGUGAAGUAGUGACGUGCGACAUACGCCUAGCUUCCUGAAACGGGUCACAAAUGUAUUCCAUAGAGAGCUCACUGUGUUAAAUCUCCAUAUAGAUAAUAUACCAAGCACAAGGGGUAAAACGUAGUGGUAGACACAGUAAUUUCCUUAUAUCCAUUCAGGGGACUGUAAAAAAAAGGUUUUGUUUCCUAAAGACAUCAUAGGUCACAUACUGUACUGACGGAGAAGGAAGUCUGGUUCAGAGUGCAUUGUAUCAGUGCUUUUACAGUAGCCUACCAAUCUACUGGUAAUCAGAGCAGGGUUAAUAAUGGCAUGCUUAUCUAUCCUCUCUUGUCUCUGCAGUGUGGACUUUGUGAAGUGGUCCUCCCAGGGCAUGCUGAGAAUGAACCCUGAUGCCAUGAAUGCCCUCUUCAAGCCCACAAUAGACCACAUCAUUCAGCACCUCAGUGAGUAGCAGCUCUUACUAAUACAAAACCUAUUUUUUUGGCACACUGGGGGACUACAUAUACUGUACAGUAUACCAGUAGUAUCUGAGAGAUGUAGUCUGUGACUAUUAUACAGUAGGAAGCUGUCCAUGUGUUUGCCUGCAAGGGUUGAAACCUGAAAGUCAAAGCAGGAUGAGUAAUAGACACAGUGUGGAAAUGGGUGUCACUCAUCCAUUUUAAUGAGCUGAGAUUUCUGAACUUACAUUCAAAAUGGCUGAAGUUCCCAAUGUUUCCUUGUAACUCGCAAAUCUUGGGUUUAGCAAUACUGCAGCCUAUCUAAUGUUAAUCUAAGGUGUUGGCCCUGCUGCUGUCUUGAAAAAGAGACAUAUCUCAACUGAUCUAGGUGAAUAAAGCAUGAUUCUGUUUUCAGUUUGGAUCAUAUGCAUCUCUAUACUGUAUGUGAGCGGUCCACCCAGGCUUAAUUGAAAGCAUUCCCAUCCCCAUUCCUAGUUCAAUGGAGUUGAGAUCCCAGAAGAGACAUUUGGGGAGUGCACACUGCACCCCUAAGGGUUCCUCUCACUGUACAUUGAGCAGUCUACCCAGUACUCCCACCUAAAAUAAACCAACGUACUUCAAUAAUGCAUGCAGUGGUUUUGGACAGAGUAAGAAGUUGGUCACAUUACUGAAUUCCUAGAGUAAACAACUUGUUUGUUGAAGUUGUUGUUUUUAAUGGUGUUACUAAUGGAAUAACACAUAGCCAUCUGCUAAUGCCUGCAGAAAAUUGACAUUUUAAUAAUGCUUCACAUACUGUAGAGUAGAACUCCUGUUGAAUAACAACUCUCUCCCUUUCAGCUGAUCUCUUUGAUAAGCCGGAGGUGUGUGACAUCAAGUUCCUGUUUCUGGUGGGCGGCUUCGCUGAGUCGCCCCUGCUGCAGCAGGCUGUGCAGAACAUGCUACAUGGCCGCAGCCGCAUCAUCAUCCCCCACGACGUGGGCCUCACCAUCCUCAAAGGGGCCGUCCUCUUCGGCCUGGACCCCAGCGUCAUCAAGGUGCGCCGCUCGCCCCUCACCUACGGUGUGGGCGUCCUCAACCGCUAUGUGGAGGGCAAGCACCCACCUGACAAGAUGCUGGUGAAGGACGGCAUGCGCUGGUGCACCGACGUCUUCGACACCUUCAUCGCCUGCGACCAGUCCGUGGCCCUGGGCGAGACGGUGAAGCGCAGCUACACGCCCGCCAAGCCCAGCCAGCAGGUCAUCGUCAUCCACAUCUACUGCUCGGAGAAGGAGGGCGUGGGCUUCAUCAGCGAGCCGGGCGUGAGGAAGUGUGGCACGCUGCGGCUGGAUGUGACCGGUACGGAAAGCACUGCAGCACGCCGUGAGAUCCAGACGCACAUGCAGUUCGGGGACACGGAGAUCCGGGCCAUGGCGGUGGACGUGGCCACCUCGCGUACCGUCAAGGCUAGCAUUGAUUUCCUUACUCAG
Molecule: messenger RNA, 24969 nt
Organism: Coregonus sp. 'balchen'
Lineage: Eukaryota; Metazoa; Chordata; Actinopteri; Salmoniformes; Salmonidae
Source: the annotation of a GenBank genome assembly